ACCACCGUCCUAGACUAACACAUUAAUAUUCUUCUAGCAACCAAAUAUCAAAUCCUUCAUGGGACAAAUAAGUUUUAUUCAAAUAACAGUGAUGUCAUUUCUCUAAAUCACUUCAGUAAAAUUGGUUACCGGACAAAUUAGUACACCUUGCACAACUUCUAUGAUUAGCAGUUUCACACCAUGUGCAAAUUAUAUCACAGGAAGUAUCAAUAAUAAUAAUGGUUUAAUAACGCCAUCAACUAGUUGUUGUGAUUCAUUCAAUUCUUUGAUGAGCAAUAGUAUGGAUUGUGCUUGCUUGUUAGUAUCAGCUAAUGUUCCAUUUCAAUUAUUACCAAUAAACAGAGUUCUUUCUUUCUUCCUUCCACAAGCAUGUAACUUCAAUGGAUUUUCUGUGCAAUGCAAGGCUUCUGGUUCUCCUUUACCAGCUCCAGGCCCAGCUAUCCUUGGAUCAAAUGUCCCUACUCUUCCGCCAAUUAAUGCUUCUCCCUUCAGCCCACAAGUGACUAAAACCGUUGAGGUCGCUGAUGCUCCCAGAAAUGUGAUUCCACAUUCGUCAAUGGCACAUGCACCAAUGAAGCAAAGUUCAACAAUUCAACAAAUACUUUUGAGCUUAUAAUUAUCUCUUUUUAUACAUUCUUUUAUCGAAUAAAAUUCAUAUACAUCUUACCACUUACCGCUUUAUGUAAAAUACAUUUAUGAAUUGAAUAUGUAUCAACUUCAAUAUGAAUUCAAAAACUCUCUUGUAGAGUGUGUUGUUGACUAGUGUA
Molecule: messenger RNA, 767 nt
Organism: Cicer arietinum (chickpea)
Lineage: Eukaryota; Viridiplantae; Streptophyta; Magnoliopsida; Fabales; Fabaceae
Product: non-specific lipid transfer protein GPI-anchored 16-like
Source: RefSeq, a predicted model, not a curated record